This is a messenger RNA of Benincasa hispida (wax gourd), 1474 nucleotides long. RefSeq names its product WAT1-related protein At1g25270-like. Gene Ontology annotation, molecular function: transmembrane transporter activity. Lineage: Eukaryota; Viridiplantae; Streptophyta; Magnoliopsida; Cucurbitales; Cucurbitaceae. The record is from RefSeq and is a predicted model, not a curated record. Gene Ontology annotation, cellular component: membrane.
UAAAAACAGCCUUUUCAUAUUCUUAAUAAUUAAUAAAAUCAAAUUGUUAAGGUUUUUGUUUGGCAAUGGAGUCGGGGUGGAGAAUAUGCAAUAGCUUGCAUGCUGCCAAACCCGCUAUUCUCAUGGCUUUGGUUCAAUCGAUUUAUGCAGGAGUUAAUGUUCUCUACAAAUUAGCUGUUAACGAUGGAAUGAAUUUGAUGAUUCUCAUUGCUUUUCGUUUUAUAUUUGCAUCCAUUUUCAUGCUUCCCCUUGCUUUUUUUCUCGAAAGAAAUAAAAGGCCAAAAAUGACAUGGUCGAUACUCUUCUAUGGAUUUCUUUGUGGAUUAUUUGGAGGAACAUUAAGUCAAAAUCUAUACGUUCAGAGUCUGGCAAUGACGUCAGCAACAUUUGUUUCGGCCAUGCAAAAUCUCUCUCCAGCCAUUACUUUCCUUCUCGCCCUCUCCUUCAGGAUGGAAAAGUUGAACAUAAAGAAGAAGGAAGGGAUGGCGAAAGUGGCAGGAACAUUAGUGGGGAUUGGUGGGGCCAUGAUUCUCACUUUCUACAAAGGCUUAGAGAUUAACAUUUGGACAACCCACGUUGACCUUCUACAUGGACGACACGUGGCACAAAAUCUUCAUUCUCAGAAUUUUGUGAUGGGAAGUUUGCUCGCCCUCGCUAGCUGCCUCUCUUAUUCUUUUUGGCUCAUCCUUCAGACAAAAAUGACGAAAAUAUAUCCAUGCCAGUACUCGAGCACCGCAGUGAUGUGUGUAAUGGGAGCAAUUCAAGGGAUAGUGAUAUCAAUUUGUGUGGAGAGGGAUGGGAAGCAAUGGAAAUUAGGUUGGAAUAUUAGGCUUCUCACCGUCGCAUUUGCCGGGAUCGUGGGUACGGGAGCUGUGGUGACGGUAAUGGCAUGGUGCGUACGUAUGAGAGGGCCGUUGUAUGUAUCUAUUUUCAGCCCUCUUAUGCUUCUCCUCGUAGCCAUUGCUGGAUCUCUUUGUCUCGAUGAAAAAUUGCACCUUGGCAGUGUAGUUGGAGCAGUGCUGAUUGUAUGUGGUUUAUACAUGGUAUUGUGGGGCAAAAGCAAAGAGAUGAACAAGUGCCUUCAAUUGAUACCAUCUCAAAGCCUACAACAACUUGAUCAAUUGAAAGACAUUGCAGUGGUUACUACUCCAAAGCAUCAAAAUGAAACCCAAAUUCAAGAUAUCAACAACAACAACAAUAAGAGCAUUAUCAUCACUUAAAUUAUGUAGUUUUAAUAUAUUCUCUCUCCUAUCAUGUUUAAGUUUUAUUUUUCAUAGAUAUUAAUCCGUUUUCAUCUCUAAAUUCUAUUUCAAAACUUACGUGUUUACUGUUCUCUAUUUAUCUUGUGUAGCAUAGUUAAGGGAUUUAUACAUAUAUUUCCAAAGUUCAUAUAAACAUGUGUUGCAGUUUGAUAUGUAGUUUAGAAACACUAAGAUCACAAUUCAUUAAUUAGAUCAUAGAUUUGGCUUGAUUA